Geodia barretti is the source of this 315-nucleotide messenger RNA. The record is from the annotation of a GenBank genome assembly. Lineage: Eukaryota; Metazoa; Porifera; Demospongiae; Tetractinellida; Geodiidae.
AUGCGGACAUACGAGGCGCUCGGCCGGCCGAGCAGGGUCUCCCAGGUUAAGAUCGCCGGACCCAGGGGGCCGGAGGAGCUUCACUGGGUAACAGGCUGGCAAAGCGAUGGCGACGGCACACCCUGUCCGGCUUACUAUGUGCCCGUCUCCGACUCAGGAGAGGGAGCGGCCUACCUGCUGUACGGCGGAGACUGGGGCGUCCGCUUCAGGCCUCUGGACGGAGACGAGGAGUGGAGACUGGAAAGCCCCGAGCAGUGGGGCGAACCUUACCUAUUGCUCGGAGAUGUGGCCGAUAUAGUGGUGGCGGAGCAGUAG